AUGGCACAGAGACAGCUCUACGGAGGCGCAAUCACCACCACCAUCCCACCCACCUUCGUCGACGCGAGCGACCUGCGACAGGUGCCAGACACACAGGAAGUCUUCCUCGCACCCGACUCGGACCUCAGCUUAAUCACAGAGGUGCUCGAACUCGUCAAGGACGACGGCGCAGGAGACGACCUCGAGCGGGCUGUCCGCUUCCACUUCUCCUCCCUCGCACACGACAACUCGGCCCUCUCCUCCUCCGUCACCUCCGUCUCGCUCCCCUCCUCGCCGUCCGCUCCCAAUCCCCAAGGUCCCGGUCUGCCAACCAUCCUCGGUCCCGCCGUCCUCUCGGGCCUGCAAACAAUCUCGAAAUUCAACCGCCCAGCCUCAGAAGCCGACACCGUCUUGAUCCUCCUCGCUCUGUGGCGUAUCCCACAACGAGAUGCGGAUGUCACGUUGUGUGUCAACUGGCCGGUUAAGUAUGGAGAGACGGGAGAGGAGAGGAGCGAGGAGGAGGCGAGGAGGGUGUUUGAGGAGGCGAUCAGGGCGUUCGAGAUCAAGGACUUUGGGCUGUUUGCGGGUGGGGAGGCAGCUGGAGGGGCGUAG
Molecule: messenger RNA, 591 nt
Organism: Rhodotorula toruloides NP11
Lineage: Eukaryota; Fungi; Basidiomycota; Microbotryomycetes; Sporidiobolales; Sporidiobolaceae
Product: Ran-binding protein Mog1p
Exons: 3
Coding region: 1-591 (196 amino acids)
Biological process (GO): protein import into nucleus
Cellular component (GO): nucleus
Molecular function (GO): small GTPase binding; guanyl-nucleotide exchange factor activity
Source: RefSeq, a predicted model, not a curated record